GGUCUUCUAGCCCGGAAAGGCCCGGACUUCCCGGAGGCGGCAAAUCCGGAGGAGCCGCUGUCGCCUUCAUGCUGCCCGCGGACUGCUCGCGCCGGCUGGUGGCCGAGCUGCGGGACGCCCUGGACGCCUGCGCUGAGCGACAGAGGCAGCUGGAGCGGAGCCUGCGCGUCUCCCGCCGACUGCUGCGGACCUGGGAACCAGCCGAGACCCCGGCUCCGCAGCCAACCCCAGCGCCAGAAACCAGUGGAGAGGCCCCAUCUCCGGAAUCCACACCCAGCUCUCAAGACCUCAAGGAGCUGGAGCUUCUGACCCAGGCGCUGGAGAAGGCUGUACGGGUGAGAAAAGGCAUCUCUAAGACUGGAGAAAGACACAAGGCCCUCAGCCUGAAGUCUGGGUCCGCUGCCACUUCUGCCACCACAGCCUCUGCCCCGUCCCGGCCCUCUGGCCAGGCUAGCUGUCGAGUCUCAGAGACAAAACCCCCCAGGGGCAUCCAGCAGACUGUGGUGCCUGCUAGGGGCCUCCCUGAGUGCAGGCUCCUGUCAGUGGGGGAUCGCACCCGUAUGGGGAGAGGAUCCCGAGCCACCAAGCCUGGACCAGGCCCCAGGGACCAACAGAUACCCCCAUCGGCUGCUCGUCAAGCCCCAGAAGCUUUCACACUGAAGGAGAAGGGGAUCUUGCUGCGGCUACCCAUGGCCUACAGGAAAGCGGCUUCCCGGAACUCCCGCCUGUGGGCCCAGCUCAGCUCUCCACAGACCAGUGACUCCAUGGAUGCCGCUGCCACCGCCAAAACCCAGUUCCUCCAGAAAAUGCAGAUGACUUCCGGCGGGCCCGGCUCUGGGCUCAGUGCUGCAGCGGUGGAGGCCGAGGUGGGGCUCCUGCGGACGGCCUGUUUGCUGCUGAGACGGCGAAUGGAGGAAGUGCUCUCGGCAGACCCUGCUGACUGCAUGCAGGAGUACCGCUGCCUGCUUACCCUGGAGGGGCUGCAGGCCAUCACGGAGCAGUGUCUCCACAGGCUGCAGGAGCUGCGUGCAGCAGUGGUGGGACAGCAGCUGGGGCCGUGGCCUGUGGGGAGACGCCCCGGAGCCUCACUGCCCUGCGGAGGAGGAACAGACCCUCUCUGGAGCCCCCAGCUUCUUCUCUACUCCAGCACCCAGGAGUUGCAGACUCUAGAGGCCCUGAGGCUGCGGUUGGCCAUGCUAGACCAGCAGAUCCACCUGGAAAAGGUCCUGAUGGCGGAGCUCCUCCCCCUGGUGGGCACACAGGGGCCACACUGGCUGGCGCUUUGCCGAGCUGUGCACAGCCUGCUUUGCGAGGGAGGGGAGCGCUUCCUCACCGUCCUUCGAGAUGAACCUGCCGACUGAACCUUUCCGUGGCCGGCUGCCACCCCCGAGCCCCGUUCCCAGGCCUCGGGACCCUGGCAUGAGGGUGACCUUGUUCGGACACUGAGACUCUUGGGAGAGCACUCCCUGCCUCCCCACUAGUUAACAGGGACUGAGAGGAUUUCCGAUGCAGAGAUGGUGUACCCACCCUGGGAAACCAGCUCUCCCAGGUGGGUUGAGGACAGUCCCCUGGCUCUUCCUGAGGAACCCAGGGCCCUUCUCACAGCAGCUAAAGCGAGUAGUCAGACCUCCGCUCGGCUUCGCCUUCCCCAGGCUGAGACCGGAGGCCUUUCUGGGGCUUUUUGUGGUACUUCUGUUUCUUCUCGCUUUAGAUCUAUAAGCCACUUGUGUGACAUUAACACUACUUUGGCAAGUACGUAUAUUGAAAUCACGCUAAGAUGGGA
Molecule: messenger RNA, 1783 nt
Organism: Neofelis nebulosa (Clouded leopard)
Lineage: Eukaryota; Metazoa; Chordata; Mammalia; Carnivora; Felidae
Gene: TEDC2
Product: tubulin epsilon and delta complex 2
Exons: 10
Coding region: 69-1361 (430 amino acids)
Source: RefSeq, a predicted model, not a curated record